Molecule: messenger RNA, 677 nt
Organism: Octopus bimaculoides (California two-spot octopus)
Lineage: Eukaryota; Metazoa; Mollusca; Cephalopoda; Octopoda; Octopodidae
Product: cytosolic carboxypeptidase 6-like
Biological process (GO): proteolysis
Molecular function (GO): metallocarboxypeptidase activity; zinc ion binding
Source: RefSeq, a predicted model, not a curated record
ACCAGUGUUCACUGAAAAUGUAAUCAUUAAAUUCCUUUCACCUCUUAUCAUUUUUUCAGGACUCUUGGAAGUUGCCUUGAUGAAAAAGCCUUAUGUUACACUUUGGAAGUAUCAUUCUUCAGCUACAUGAAUCUAUCAACUGGAACAGCACAACCUUAUACAGAACAAGGAUAUAUGAAACUGGGUCGCAACUUGGCAAGGACAUUCCUCGAUUAUUACAAACUCUCUGGACACAUCACAGAUAAGCCUUGCCCGAACCUUCUCCUCCUCCCUAAAGCAGCUUCAAAUCCUAGCUUUGUCAACCGAGAGAGGGAAAAAGAUAAGGAAAAGCUGGUUGAGAAUCACAGUGAAGCCUGGUUGUUUGAUGAUCAUUUCUCCACGCAUGGAUUCCAAUAACACAGAAUUGGGAAGAAGAACAAAAAGAAAACAAAGAAAAAGAAAGAAGUAGAAGAAGAAUUCUUUGAUAUACAAACAUAAAUGACAUUCAGAAUUGAUUUGAUUUGAUGAUUAAUGGCAAGAAAUGAAAGAAAAUAAGAAAAAAAAAAUCACCAAAAUUAAACACAUAUAAAUAAAUAAUAAUGAUUUCUUUUAUUGGCCACAAGGGCCGAAGACAGAGAACAGUACAAUAAAACUAAUAAUAAUAGUAAUAAUAACAGUAAAAGACGACUAAUAACAAC